GCUCAGACCUAGAAGAUGUCUGGUCGCGGUAAAGGAGGGAAAGGGCUCGGGAAAGGCGGCGCCAAGCGGCACAGGAAGGUGCUCCGGGAUAACAUCCAGGGCAUCACCAAGCCUGCCAUCCGCCGUCUAGCUCGCAGGGGAGGCGUCAAGCGCAUCUCCGGCCUCAUCUAUGAGGAGACCCGCGGGGUGCUGAAAGUCUUCCUGGAGAACGUCAUCCGGGACGCCGUCACCUACACCGAGCACGCCAAGAGGAAGACCGUCACCGCCAUGGACGUGGUCUACGCGCUCAAGCGCCAGGGCCGCACUCUCUACGGCUUCGGGGGUUAAUGCUGCCUCCGUCCUCGCAGCACAAAGGCUCUUCUCAGAGCCGCCCACAUCUUCCCGGGGAGAAGCUACAAUUCCUUCUGCGCUCAGCCACUGAGGGGUUAACACUGCCUGGACAAUUGUCCGAGAUCAGCGGCGCCCUGUGCUCAGUACAGCCGGAGGUCUACAAUACAGAAAGCCCCAGUAAUGUAAAUCCCGAGCCCCGGGUGUUCUCCACCGCUCCUGUCCCCGCAGCCACAAGACGAGCGGUGCUCGGAGACUGAGGGGUUAAUCCGUCCCGGAGCUGCAGAGACAAAGACGCCAAUGAGCGGCGCUGGUACGGGUCACAUGACCGGCUCCUCCUGUAGAUCAGCGGCUCAACUAUAGGCGGGAAAUUCAAAUGAGCCAAUGAGCGACGAGAUCCUGAGCUCUCCCAGCCAAUAGGAGCAGAGCUCUGGACCCCUCAGCCGUUAUGUGCC
This is a messenger RNA of Bufo gargarizans (Asiatic toad), 782 nucleotides long. RefSeq names its product histone H4. The coding region runs from base 16 to 327 and encodes 103 amino acids. The record is from RefSeq and is a predicted model, not a curated record. Gene Ontology annotation, molecular function: DNA binding; protein heterodimerization activity; structural constituent of chromatin. Gene Ontology annotation, biological process: nucleosome assembly. The transcript has a single exon. Gene Ontology annotation, cellular component: nucleosome. NCBI's taxonomy places the organism in Eukaryota, Metazoa, Chordata, Amphibia, Anura, Bufonidae.